Molecule: messenger RNA, 1095 nt
Organism: Exophiala aquamarina CBS 119918
Lineage: Eukaryota; Fungi; Ascomycota; Eurotiomycetes; Chaetothyriales; Herpotrichiellaceae
Product: regulator-vacuolar morphogenesis
Exons: 1
Coding region: 1-1095 (364 amino acids)
Cellular component (GO): intracellular membrane-bounded organelle
Molecular function (GO): phosphatidylinositol binding
Source: RefSeq, a predicted model, not a curated record
AUGGCUCCUCCGGUUGAAAUAUCCAUCCCAAACACCUCCGUCGGGGGUGGCUCAAAACCAUACACGGUCUAUAAUAUCACUCUUCGCCUGCCGCUACGCUCAUUCACUGUACAGAAGCGAUACUCAGAUUUCCUUGCACUCCACUCCGGCUUAAGCAAUCAGGUUGGGAUUCCACCUCCCGCCACUCUUCCAGGCAAAUCCUGGUUCUCCAAAACCGUGUCCAACCCCGACCUCACAGAAGAGCGGCGGCAGGCAUUGGAACUAUAUUUACAGACGAUCAACAAUCAUGAUGAUCCAAGAUGGCGCACUACAAGUUCCUGGAGAGCCUUCCUAAAUCUUCCCACUUCCUUUUCCAACACCACAUCCAGUAAGGCCGGUGCCCUGCAUUCGGUAUUAUCUGGACCCGGAGGAGGUGGUGCCCCUAUCACCGAUGCUGUUGUGUGGUUGGAUUGCCAUCGAGACCUGAAGAACCAGCUCCAAGAUGCACGUCUGUGCCUGACCAACCGAGACCAAGCCUCGACACCACAGAAACAACACGAAGCAAGUGCUGCCGCCAAGAGCUCCCUUGUCAAAUCCGGAGGCAUGAUCACCGCCCUGGAAGAGGGGCUUUCAAACAUCCAGAAAUCCGUUGGCAGCGGUUGGGAUGGGCAAAAGCUUGGGGAAGGCGAGAUAAGGAGACGGAAAGAUCUCAUUGCCUCGGCGAGAAAGGACAAGGAAGGACUAGAAAACCUUCUGAAUGCCAUGGUCACCAAGUCUAAAUUAGAUACCGCAGUCGCUUCGAUCCAGGACAAGCAGAGUCUUGUUGGGAACAAUCCUAAACCAAAAACUGGAGGGCGAGUUCUGGGCAAGGAGACUGCAGAGACGAGGGAGUUAGAUAACGAAGGUGUUGUUCAACUACAAAAACAGAAAAUGGCCGACCAGGAUCUCGACGUCGAGGAAUUGAGGAAGAUCGUGCACAGGCAGAAAGAGCUAGGCAUUGCCAUUAACCAAGAAUUGGAGGUUCAGAAUGAAAUGCUGAGGAUGGUGGACAAAGAUGUCGACCGUGUCCAGGGCAAGAUUGAUAUAGCAAAACGAAGAAUCGGCAAGAUCUCCUGA